This is a messenger RNA of Zophobas morio, 938 nucleotides long. RefSeq names its product pleckstrin homology domain-containing family A member 3-like. Gene Ontology annotation, biological process: receptor recycling; endosome organization; retrograde transport, endosome to Golgi. The coding region runs from base 95 to 736 and encodes 213 amino acids. Lineage: Eukaryota; Metazoa; Arthropoda; Insecta; Coleoptera; Tenebrionidae. The record is from RefSeq and is a predicted model, not a curated record. The transcript is spliced from 7 exons. Gene Ontology annotation, cellular component: trans-Golgi network; recycling endosome; early endosome.
CCAAUACUUGUCAAAACAGCAACAAAAACGUAAACAGAUGACUGUCACCUAAACGUCAAAAAUGUGUUUUUGAUUAAAAUUCAAUACUUGGAUUAUGGAAGGUGUCCUUUGGAAAUGGACUAAUUACUGGAAUGGGUGGCAAACGCGGUGGUUCGUCCUCGAAAACGGGGUCCUUACUUAUUAUAAGUCGCAAGAAGAAGUGAACCAAGGUUGUAAGGGCUCUAUUAAAAUACAAGCAUGUGAAAUCAAUGUUAACCCCAUGGAUAGUACACGCUUAGAUCUUGUAAUUCCUGGUGAACAACACAUGUACCUUCGGGCCGCAACUUCACAGGAAAGGCAACAGUGGUUAGUAGCUCUGGGAAGCGCCAAGGCCUGUGUACAUAAACGAACGCGGAAUGAUACUAUUGUUUCAGCUGAGCCUAACCCUGAUGCCUUAAAGACGAAGAAGUCGGAACUAAGGCUUUAUUGUGAUUUGCUGAUGCAGCAAGUGCACGUUAUUAAAAGCGCUGCUACUAACGAAAACGGGCCUGAAGUUGAGAAAAUGGACGACGCUACGAGAUUAUUAGGCGCUACUUGUGAUACUUUCAUAAAGACAUUAGAAGAAUGCAUGAAGCUGUCAAACGCAAGUAUUGUUUAUGAGAUUACACCUAAGAAUGACGUUAUUUUGCCACCUACCGCUGUUAAUCCCUCCAGCAAAAAAAAGCAUUUGUUGAGAAGUAGUUCCACUGAUUCCUAAUUUCUGUUGUUGAAUUAUAGAAACACACUAAUCCUGUAGUUGUUGACAUGUAAUAUAGCAAUGUUUAUCAACGCGAGAAUUAGAUCUCUAUUUUUAAGUUGUGUUCAUAUUUUUACUAGAUGACUGGAACUCUGAGAUAGCCAAAGUAUUUAUAUAUUUUCUUCCAAAAAGGUGAAUAAAUGUGAUAUUUUUAACAUGCAAA